AUGAAAGACAUGACUUGGAUGGUUGCAUCCCCUAAUGGUUCUUCGAAUUCGAAACCACUUUCUUGGGUUGUUGUUUCAAUUGGAGUAGUAGUGGUAAUCAUAACUUUUGCUUCAUGGUUUUUUCUGUCAUACCCUAUUAGUUCAUCUGUUCAUGGUCAUUUCUAUGGUGUAGAGAGUUCACAAAUUCAAAUGAAUGCAAGUUUAGGUUUAGGAGGGAAUAAAACACUCUUUGAUUUGCAACCUUCAAUAGUUUCGAAUGUUGUGUCGAGUGAUAAUAGCAAGAUAGAACGAAUUGGUAAUAAUUCGAAUUCACAAGUACUCUUUAGGGAAUCUACUUCGCCGAAAAUUGUUCCUGUAACUAAGGAGGUGAAUGGCUUAGAAACUUCGGGUUUGGCCUCAAAAGCACGUAUUCCAGUGGUUGGUAGCAAUUCCUCAAUUGUAAAAGGUUGUGAUUUAUACCAUGGAAAUUGGAUCUAUGAUCCAUCGGGACCGUUAUACACAAACAAGUCGUGUCCUGUACUGACACAGACGCAGAAUUGCCAGGGUAAUGGUAGGCCUGAUAAGGAUUAUGAGAACUGGCGAUGGAAGCCUUUUGAGUGUGACAUCCCACGAUUUGAUCCGAGGAAGUUUUUGGAGCUAAUGAGAGGCAAGACAUUGGCUUUCAUUGGAGAUUCAGUUGCUCGAAACCAGAUGGAGUCAAUGAUGUGCAUUCUUUGGCAGGUGGAGGAGCCAAAGAAUCAGGGUACUCGCAACAUGAGGCGAUACUAUUUUGAGUCUACAUCUGUGACGAUUAUUCGGAUAUGGUCGUCAUGGCUUGUCAAACACAAUUCAGAACCAUUUGACUUUGCUCCAGCGGGUGUGGAGAAACUCUAUCUUGAAUCCCCUGAUGAGAUGUUGAUGGAAUUUCUCCCAACAUUUGACGUAGUUGUUCUUUCUUCUGGCCAUUGGUUUACUAAGCAAUCUGUAUACAUUUUGAACAACGAGAUAGUAGGAGGACAAUUAUGGUGGCCGGACAAGUCUCAGCACAUGAAGAUCAACAGUGUUGAAGCAUUUGGUAUAUCCGUUGAAACAAUUUUAACCACUCUUGUUACACAUCCUAAUUAUACCGGGCUUACAAUUUUACGCUCCUAUUCGCCCGAUCAUUAUGAGGGUGGAGGAUGGAACACCGGUGGAUCAUGCACCGGGAAAGUUAAGCCUCUUGUGCCUGGUGAAUUGGUGGAAAAUAAGUAUAAUGCUGCGAUGUACAAGCAACAGGUUACAGGUUUUAACCGUGUGGUAAAAAAGGCGACAAAUGGAUCGAGGAUGAUAUUGAUGGAUAUUACUGAAGCCUUUCAAUAUCGGCACGAUGGUCAUCCUGGUCCGUAUAGGAGCACGGAUCCUAAUAAGAUUACAACACGAGGCAGAGAUGGAAGGCCGCCACCACAAGAUUGCUUGCAUUGGUGCAUGCCAGGACCUGUAGAUACUUGGAACGAAAUUGUGUUUGAAAUCAUUAAGAAAGAAUAUGAAAGUGAUAGCGCAUCAUGA
This is a messenger RNA of Lathyrus sativus (Indian pea), 1524 nucleotides long. The record is from the annotation of a GenBank genome assembly. Lineage: Eukaryota; Viridiplantae; Streptophyta; Magnoliopsida; Fabales; Fabaceae.